CAUUCAGAGCUCAAGGAAGCGUGAUUGGCGGAAAGGCGCGUGCAACCUCUCCAAGAGAAGUUCAAUGUGUGCCAACAGCAGCAGUGGAAGAGCAACUAAGCUUUGGCGGGAGAGAAUACAAGAGUGGACCUAUCAACACUGACGUUCCGCCCACUGUCUCUCCAACGUUGGGGCGUGUUGUGUGUGGGAUAUUAACCGGGAUACUUGGAUUCGACAACUGACUAGUAAUGUUGUGAGUUACUCGCACGAGCAAAGUGAGAACUGGAUUGUUUACCCGGCGUGUCCUAGACGUCUGGAAAGAAAAGGACCCAAAAGAGAGCAUGCCAGAUUGGAGUAUUGGCCAAUCAUUGGAGAUAGAAAUCAAAGUUAGUUACCCAAGAUGGAUCGAACACCAAUGUCGGAACGCCAACAACUGGCUUUGAUCAAGCAGUUGGAAAAGUCUACGGGAGGGGCAUCAGAUGAUGGCUUUCAACACACCUCGCCAUCCCGAACGCCUCUUCAGGUGGUGAAUAAUGCUAAUUGCAACAAUUCGCCGCUUCCUUCCAACCAAAUUGGUACUCCAUUGCAAGGCUCAAGUCCGAUGUCGAUAUCGCCUGGAACAGCCGAAUCCAGUCCCAAGACCCCUUUGGAGGACAGGAUUCAAAGGCGUCUCUACCGCAGGAAUGGCAAGGGUGAAACCCAACUGCACAGAGGAGCUAUUAAAGGGAACCUAAUGCAAUGCAAGAAGCUUUUGAACCUCGGGAUUGAUCCCAAUGUGACUGAUAACGCGGGUUACACGCCUCUUCAUGAAGCUUGCAAUCGUGGCAGUGAGCCUAUUGUGAGACUUCUUUUGAGAAAUGGCGCCAACAUCAAUGUUCUUGGUGGCGUAGGGGAGCAACGGGAAACGCCACUUCACGACGCCGCCCGCAACGGACAUAUCGCCGUGGUGAAGUUGUUGGUGUCUAACGGAGCAAACCUUGCGGCCAAGCGGGAGAAUAGCGGGCAAACGCCUUUGGAUGAGGCCAAAAAUAGCCGUACCAAGAAUCCACAUAUCCACGAAGUCAUCCAAUAUCUCACCGAGCGACAGGAAAAUUCAAAUUCUCAAAUUGAACAGCCUGAACAGACUCCUUCGGACACAGAGAGCGUAAGUGAGGAAGUAGACAUCAUCAAAGACUUCACUCCUCUGGAUUCGUUACCAGUGGCCGCAGAGUCUAGCAUCGACUUUGAGAGAACCGAAUUGUCCACUAAAUCUGUAAUUUUAACCAUGGAAGAGAAGCCCCCAAAUCAUGAAGCCAAUCAUGUCACCAACCCUAGUAGUAACCCCAAUGCUCCCGAGGUUCAAGCAAGCACAGCCCACUCCACCUCGACGCCAGGCCCCACCACGCCCAAGGCAGAGGAUGUUUACGAGUUCAAGGGUGGGAAUAACAAAGAAAUUGGAGCCUCUUCGAAUACAGAAGUGGCCCCGGGUUCAGAGACCAAAAAGGAAAAUUUGGCCGCAUCAAGUAGUUUAGGUUCGGUUGCUCCUCCGCCCGUGAAGGAUGACAACAAAUCUAAAUCUGAGAAAAGGAGUUCGGAAGUUUCCUACGACGAUGAAGAAGAAGCCAAAAGGAAGAAGCGAAAAGAAGAAGUUAAUGCUGGUUCCAUGUCCAAAGUGAGCGGCCGUGGGACUCGUGGCAAUUCUGCUGAGAAAUCCACUGGGAUGAAGCCCGGUGGUAAAGGGCGCUUACUGAAUGCAGAUCGGAAAAGCCCAAACUCCUUUCCCAACUCGGCUGCGAACAGCCCCAAGAAGAUCAACGAGCAAAGUGACAGCGAUGACGACAACAAUUCGAAGAAGAGCACAGACUCGUCCGGCUUGAAAGUUCCACCCUUGAAAAUCGUGUUGUCUGGUAGCACUGGCAAUAACAGAGGUAAUAACAGCAGUGGCAAUUCUCCGGGGUCCUCUGCUCAAGCCCUGGCCCAAGAACAGGCUGAUAAGAACUCUCGUGGGAUUUGCAACAAACCGUAUGUAGUACGAGAGGAAGAAGACACUUCGAAAGGGGACGAUAAAUCAAGCGAGGGAAAUCAAGGGGGAGCGUCCUCCAAGGGCGGAAAAGACGAUGAGGGUAAUGGGAAAGGCUCGGGCAGUCGGAUGACACGAAGUCGAGCCAAUCAAGGCACUCCUGGACCCGAUUCCAAUGAUGUGCAGGGUAACUCUUCGGAAUCGAGCUCAACCAGCGCGCAGGAAACGGGAGGAGCCCAAUCCACCUCAGAGUAUCACGUUAGGAAACGAAAACUGAGGUCACAAGUGGAGGAUGGGGCCAAUUCUCACCAAGCCGGGGGUAGUGGUGCAUCGGGCAAUUCCAAGACGAAUGAGCCCCUAAACGAUAUCGAAAAGUACCUGAACAUUCGCAAGGCUAUUGAGCAAAGGCGCAAGAACUGCUUCCCCGUCCAACCUAAACCACCUCAAGGCUACGAGGAUUACUUGAUGAAUCGAAAGACGUACUUGCUUCAGGGUAACGCCAAUGCUCGGUUAGCAUCCAUGCCUAAAUUGAAACCGCCACCAUCAUUGAAAGGUGAGCUGGCCGAGCUUUUCAAGAAGCAAGAGGAAGAACGAUAUAAGCUUCGUUGCCAACACAUAGUAGAGAAAGAGAAGCUCGUCUUGAAUGUAGAAUAUGAGAUCCUACGAACUCAUGGCAGAGCCGCCCGCGCGCUUGCCAACCAAUCUCAUCCCUUCAGUGUGUGCACUAUGCUCAAAGAUGAAGAGAUCUACAACACUAUUGAUCCGAGGCAAGACGAAGAGAAACGCGAUAUCCGAUCAAGAUAUAAUGGUCGAUUGUUUUUGUCUUGGUGCCAGGAUGUGGAUGACAAGUGGGAAAAGAUUAAGGAGCAAGUAGUCCUUCGACAUCAUAAUGAGGCAGAAUCGCUGAAUGCUGUCCAGAAAUGUGAUUGGCACGAUAAAGUGUGCGAAAUGAAAGGCGUCAACCCGGACGAUGUGCCCAUACAGAUCGAUGAUCUUGUGAUACCCAUGGUCCAUGUAUCCGACGAUUUCGAUUUGUCGGACUCGAGAUGAAUUCGUCGGAUUCAUUCAUAAUUGUCAUAUUCAGAUUCAACCCAUGCCUAGAAACUAUGGUUAGUUUCGUGGUCGAACGCCGAGAAUUCGUACCAUUCCUACCUAAUCCUUACUCCUGAAGUAAAAGAAACUGGAACAAAAAUAGAAGCAGUCCUCUUCAGUUAA
Tigriopus californicus is the source of this 3193-nucleotide messenger RNA. RefSeq names its product ankyrin repeat domain-containing protein 11-like. NCBI's taxonomy places the organism in Eukaryota, Metazoa, Arthropoda, Copepoda, Harpacticoida, Harpacticidae. Gene Ontology annotation, molecular function: protein binding. Bases 380 to 3028 code for a protein of 882 amino acids. The transcript has 6 exons. The record is from RefSeq and is a predicted model, not a curated record. Gene Ontology annotation, cellular component: nucleoplasm.